CGGAAAUCAACAAGUCUUGCCUGGCGUGGGGGUUCAGAAGUCGUUUUGCGCGUUAAUUUGUUAAGGGAACGAAACAAAAAACAAGGAUUAUUUGUUGAAUUGUUAAUUAAAACCGCAGCAUUUAGAGAAACCCAGCAUCACUGGCCCAAUGGCCUCCUCAGCAUCAGCACUGCGGCCCAUCAACACAAGCCAGAAGGAUCGUGUGGGGAUUUUGAAGCGUCAGGACCUAAAUAAAGUUCCUGAGAAUUCAAGGGUCAAGCUGUUCACUGCUCAGUCGUCCGAAAGAGGAGCUGAAAACAAAGACCCGAAUGAAUCUGCCAAACCCGCAAAGGGGGUAAAUAAACAGACCGCGGUCAGUAGGCUUCCUGUACUCGCCAAAUCGCUGCAGACGGCUGUGACGGACUUCCCUUCAAAUCCAGCUAAUAAGAGAUGGGAAGAAAGGCCUCUCCUGGGUAAAGCUCAGAAGAAGAAGACCUGCACCAAGCCUGUCCCUUUCAAUUUUUCGCAGCCUCGGACUCGCAACCAGAAGCGCACCGAAGCUUGCUCUGAACCAGAAACCAAGCCUGGAAAUCUCACAACCCAUCUAAACCAACAUACACUGGUGAAACCCGUGAGCGUCUUUCAACACAGAACUCAAACCGGAGCUGCUAGACAAAAUACUGGCUCUAAUAAAGUCUCUUUAAGCACAGAGAUUCUCAGAGCUACAACGCUUGAACUAAAUAACCCAGAGAAAGGUAAUGACCUGGCGUUGGCCAUUCAGAAGGACUUAAGCACAAAAUUAGGAAAUAUCACACUUGUGCAAACAGAACUUGGCACAGCUGGAGGAUUUUCUUCUAAAGCUGAAGAUUGUUUCCCAAGCGGUAAAGGCUUUAUACAGACACCUUUAUCUGCUGACUGUAAAACGGGAGGGUCUGAACAAGAUGAUAAUGCAGUAGCUAGUAGUCGGACUCCACCUGUUUCCACAUGUCCAGCAGGACAAGGCUCUAGCGUUUUCCUGCCUCAGAGAGUCUCUGUGAAGAAGAAGAAGGGGUAUUGGGGUGCUGAGGCCACAUCAGAAAAUUCCAUGCCGUUUUCCCCUGACCCGUCAGCUCUCCGCAGCAUUCUGCUAAAUGAGGGGAUUAAAGUCGGCGGAACACCAAAGUUGUCUACCUGCCCUUCAGGCAGAGCCACCUCAAUUUGCUCUGCUAAGAGAGUACCAAUUAAAAAGCCUCAGACGCACACUGCAGCAUCAGGUGGAGAACCUACGGGAGAUGCUGUGACGUUCUCUCCUGAGGGAGUGAAACAGCCAAUGACACCCAGAGCCUGCCCCUCGGGGGCAACAACCUCCGUUUGCUCUGCUCAGAGAGUACCUUUUAAAAAGAAUCAGACAAACGCAGCAGCAUCAGAUGGAGAAACUGCAGGAGGUGCUGUGACGUUCUCUCCUGACCCAUCAGCCCUCCACCGUAUUCAGCUCAAUGACGGAUUGAAACAGACAAUGACACCCCGAGCCUGCCCAUCAGGGAGAGCAACAUCGAUUUUCUCUGCUCAAAGAGUACCUGUAAAGAAGGCUCCAUCAGAAGCCUCAACAGCCGCAGGUACAGUGUCGUUCUCCCCUGACCCAUCAGCACUUCGUAGUAUUCUGGAUAAUGAGGGAAUUACAGCAGGCAGUAUGCUCAGAGUGUCUGUCUGCCCCUCGGGAAGAGCCACCUCCAUUUGCACAGCUCAAAGAGUACCAGUGAAAAGAACUAGAGCAGAAGAGACAGCACACACCGCUGCUUCUGUAAUACAAACUCCAAUUAGGAAAUGGACGCCACAGCGGGUUCCUGUCUCCCAAUCUCAGUCUGUGAAGAGGCUAAAUCCUGCACAAAAGACACCCUGCAUCUCUUCUGGAUUUGGUGAAACUCAAGCUCCGAGCAUCAUCCCUUCUUCCCAGCAGCAAGAGGAUGUGGUCCAGAGGUUAUUCCAGGAAGAACCCGAGCAUGUAGGGAGCGAGCAGAUGAAGGACGCUGGAGGCGAGGUUACUCAGGGUCAUCUGCUGGAACAUCACCAGGGUGCUGAACAAAAUUUAAAGUGUAAAGGUGGCGCUGAUGUAGAAACGCACAGCUGCGUUUCUCUUUCAGAAAAAGAGAAGAUCCCAGCAGUGCCUCCGUUUAUCCAGGCACCACACAGGCAGUCGGUCAUCGUGUUUUCAUCUGGUCAGAAGCUGUUGGCUCAGAAUAGAGCUCAGACUGCCUCUCAGCAUGCGGCACAGCCACAGCCAUGCCCAAACCAAACCAGCAGAUCACACAGCGAGCUCGACUCCCAAACUGAAAGGCCCGUAACUCCUGGCAAGCUAUGCAAGACAAAAGCUUCCAGUCUCAACUUAGCCAUGUGUGCUCUGAAACGGCGUCUCCCCACCCUGGAGGAGUUGUUUCUGGAUGAAGAAUGUGCAAUGUACACUUCCCGCCAGCAGUCAUGGCCGACUCAGCCCCGCUGCUACAACCCCGUGGCCUCCACACUCGUCCUUCAGGAUUCCACUUGUUUUGUGCCCAUUAUGGUGACAUUACAGAGCCUCAGUCCUAUUCCAUAGCUCUCCUCCCAAACCGACGUGUGAAGACUGAAUGCACUCAUCUGAAUAUUUGUGAUGAUUUCCUUCAUCAGUAAAGGUUUCAGACUCUACAUCUUACAGCUGUGACCUUGGUGAUAAUUCCUCCAAUCUGAACAGUAUGACUGUACUGCAGUAUAACUAUUGACAACAAACAUCAGAUCAUCUAAAAUAUAGUGAGGGAAAUUAAUAUGUCGUCAGGGUCACUACAUAUUGAAUAUAUGAAGCAAAAAAACGUGACCCCCAGUGUGAUUUAAAAUAGUUUGCUGUAACAGCCUUACCCUUAGUGCUUUCCAAACUGUUUUUUUUUUUUUUUUUUUUUGUAGAUUAUUUUUUUUAACUACUAGAGUAUGCUACUAGAGUAUUUGCACACACUGAUGAUUUACUCACUGGUCUUCUAUGCUGUAACUGCAUUAUUUACAUGAAGCUCACAAGAUGACUUUUUAUUAUAAUGUUUAACACUAAAUUUGACACGCCUUCACAGCUCGUUUGCUCAUUCAGCGACUCUGGUCAUUGAUUAUUGUUUAGAAUUGCAAAAAGAAAGCAUCACAUUGUUUCUUGUGGAAGCAAAUCUGCCUGUUUGACAGCUAAUUUCUUGCUCUGGAAAUUAUCUUUGAAGUUAUAUUGUCUAUAUUUAAUAAUAAACACACAGUAUUUCAAGACGUA
Messenger RNA from Clarias gariepinus (North African catfish), 3229 nucleotides. It is a transcript of the gene troap, whose product is annotated as trophinin associated protein. The record is from RefSeq and is a predicted model, not a curated record. Bases 149 to 2548 code for a protein of 799 amino acids. NCBI's taxonomy places the organism in Eukaryota, Metazoa, Chordata, Actinopteri, Siluriformes, Clariidae. The transcript is spliced from 20 exons.